UUCUUUCUUUCUCUCCGAUCGACUUUGUCGUGCUCUGUUGUGUUGCAGAGCCCCAAAUCUGUAUUGGGUGCAAUUUCUUCCAUCAAUAUAAUCUUCGAUUUGGUGAUCGUGAAAUAAGUAUUCGGCAUCUGCAAUGACUCUGAUGACUCCUCCACCGUUGGAGCAAGAGGAUGACGAGAUGCUCGUGCCGCAUACAGAUUUCGUUGCUGAAGGUCCUCAACCCAUGGAAGUUGUACCCACAGAAAAUGCUAUUACUGCUGUUGCUCAACCAGAUGAUCCUCAAUCUGCAAGGUUUACAUGGAAAAUAGAUAACUUCUCUAGGUUGAACAACAAGAAGCUCUAUUCUGAUACUUUCUAUGUUGGAGGAUACAAAUGGCGGGUGCUUACUUUUCCAAAGGGGAAUAAUGUGGAUCAUUUGUCAAUGUACCUAGAUGUUGCAGAUUCUACCACUUUACCAUAUGGAUGGAGUAGAUAUGCUCAGUUCAGUUUGGCUGUGGUUAAUCAAGCUCAUGCGAAGUUCACAAUAAGGAAAGAUACACAGCACCAGUUUAAUGGCAGAGAAAGUGAUUGGGGUUUUACUUCUUUCAUGCCAUUAAGUGAGUUAUAUGACCCAGCUAGAGGUUAUCUGGUGAAUGACACUGUUGUUGUUGAAGCUGAUGUUGCCGUCAAAAGGGUUGUUGAUUACUUUUCACAUGAUUCAAAGAAGGAGACAGGUUAUGUUGGAUUGAAAAACCAAGGGGCUACUUGUUACAUGAAUUCUCUUCUACAGACCUUAUACCAUAUUCCUUAUUUCAGAAAGGCUGUGUACCAUAUGCCAACAACUGAGAAUGAUAUGCCAUCAGGGAGCAUCCCGUUAGCCCUACAGAGUUUAUUCUACAAACUUCAGUAUAGUGACACCAGUGUAGCUACAAAAGAGUUGACAAAGUCGUUUGGGUGGGAUACAUAUGACUCAUUUAUGCAGCAUGAUGUGCAAGAACUGAAUAGGGUUCUCUGUGAGAAGCUUGAAGAUAAAAUGAAGGGUACUGUCGUAGAAGGCACAAUACAACAGUUGUUUGAAGGACACCAUAUGAAUUAUAUAGAAUGCAUCAAUGUGGAUUACAAAUCCACAAGAAAGGAAUCUUUCUAUGAUCUUCAACUCGAUGUAAAAGGAUGUAAGGAUGUCUAUGCUUCCUUUGACAAGUAUGUGGAAGUUGAACGCCUUGAAGGUGACAAUAAGUAUCAUGCUGAACAAUAUGGUUUACAGGAUGCAAAGAAGGGUGUCCUAUUCAUUGACUUCCCUCCUGUCCUUCAACUGCAGUUAAAACGUUUUGAAUAUGAUUUUAUGCGGGAUACCAUGGUAAAGAUCAAUGAUCGAUAUGAGUUCCCAUUACAACUUGAUCUCGAUAGAGAUAAUGGAAAGUAUUUAUCGCCUGAAGCAGAUAGGAGUGUUCGGAACUUGUAUACCCUACAUAGUGUCUUGGUUCACAGUGGUGGGGUGCAUGGUGGGCAUUACUAUGCUUAUAUAAGACCAAUUCUCUCAGAUCAAUGGUUCAAAUUUGACGAUGAACGGGUGACAAAAGAAGAAACAAAGAAGGCACUGGAGGAACAGUUUGGUGGUGAGGAGGAGCUUCCACAGACAAAUCCUGGAUUCAACAACUCACCGUUCAAGUUCACAAAAUAUUCAAAUGCUUACAUGCUUGUGUAUAUACGUGACACUGACAAGGAUAAGAUUAUAUGCAAUGUUGAUGAAAAGGACAUAGCUGAACACCUUAGGAUCAGAUUGAAGAAAGAACAGGAAGAAAAGGAGCAAAAGAGAAAAGAAAAAUCAGAGGCUCAUCUUUAUACAAUAAUAAAGGUUGCUCGCAAUGAGGAUCUUCUUGAACAAAUUGGAAAGGACGUAUAUUUCGAUCUUGUUGACCAUGAUAAAGCUCGUCAUUUUCGCAUUCAGAAACAAAUGCCUUUCAAUAUGUUCAAGGAAGAAGUAGCAAAGGAGUUUGGUAUCCCAGUGCAAUUUCAACGUUAUUGGCUGUGGGCGAAGCGACAAAACCAUACAUACCGCCCUAAUCGCCCGUUGACACCUCAGGAAGAAACUCAAUCUGUUGGACAGGUAAGGGAGGUGUCUAAUAAAGCAAAUAAUGCAGAGCUAAAACUUUUUCUGGAAGUGGAACUUGGGCAGGGUUUACAAUCAAUUGCUCCGCCUUUAAAGACUAAAGAUGAUAUUCUGCUCUUUUUCAAGAUAUACGAUCCAUUUAAAGAGGAGCUGCGGUAUGCCGGGCAUCUGUUUGUGACUGCUAGUGGCAAGCCAGUGGAUAUAUUGGCAAAGCUGAAUGAAUUGGCUGGAUUUACGCCUGAUGAAGAAAUUGAACUCUUUGAGGAAAUAAAGUUUGAACCCAAUGUUAUGUGUGAACACAUAGACAAGAAGCUCACUUUUCGCAGUAGUCAGCUUGAAGAUGGUGAUAUCAUCUGCUUUCAGAAAUCUCGUGCUGAAAGUAUUGUGCAAUGUCGUUAUCCUGAUUUCCCUUCAUUCCUAGAAUAUGUGCAUAACCGUCAGGUUGUUCGUUUCCGAUCCUUGGAGAAACCCAAGGAAGACGAGUUCAGUCUUGAGAUGUCAAAGCUUCACACCUAUGAUGAUGUUGCUGAAAGAGUAGCUAGACAUUUGGGCUUGGAUGAUCCCUCCAAAAUAAGGCUUACACCACAUAACUGUUAUUCUCAGCAACCUAAACCCCAGCCAAUCAAGUAUAGAGGGGUGGAGCAUCUAGCUGAUAUGCUAGUCCAUUACAAUCAGACUUCAGAUAUCCUUUACUAUGAGGUUCUGGAUAUUCCAUUGCCAGAACUGCAAGGCCUCAAAACUCUAAAAGUCGCUUUUCUUCAUGCAACUAAGGAUGAAGUAGCAAUUCAUACUAUAAGACUACCCAAACAAAGCACUGUGGAGGAUGUCAUCAAUGACCUUAAGACAAAGGUUGAAUUAUCACAUCCAAAUGCUGAACUCAGGUUGCUUGAAGUGUUCUAUCACAAAAUCUACAAGAUUUUCCCAUUAAAUGAGAAGAUAGAGAAUAUCAAUGAUCAAUACUGGACUUUACGUGCAGAAGAGAUCCCUGAAGAGGAGAAGAACCUUGGUCCUCAUGAUCGUUUGAUCCAUGUAUAUCAUUUCUUUAAAGAUACAACUCAGAACCAAGUGGUCCAAAAUUUUGGAGAUCCAUUUUUUCUUGUUGUCCAUGAGGGUGAAACAUUAACUGAAGUUAAAAUCAGAAUACAAAAGAAGUUGCAGGUCUUAGAUGAAGAGUUCUCUAAGUGGAAGUUUGCAUUUUUAUCUUUGGGUCGUCCUGAAUACCUUCAAGACUCGGAUAUAGUUUCUAGUCGUUUCCAGAGAAAUGUUUACGGUGCCUGGGAACAAUACCUUGGGUUAGAACACCCUGACAGUGCUCCUAAAAGAUCGUAUGCUGCUAAUCAGAAUCGGCACGCAUUUGAAAAACCGGUGAGAAUAUACAAUUAAAAGAAGAUGAAGCAGAGAACGAUCCAUGCAGAAUAUAAUUAAUUGCUGCCUAAAUGGAAAAUUUCUAAACAAGGCAGAAAGAAGCAGGCAGGCACAACUAAAAGGUUCAGUUAUUCGUAAAAGGGAGGGUUUGUAUUACCUAACCCUCCUCCAUAAAGAUUGAGCCAUGCUUAAGCCUUAAUCUAUUUAUUGGUAAGUUCAUGGUCUUUUCCACUCUCCACCAUGAGGUUUUCUUUAGUGGUUGGUACUAAUUUUAUGUUUUGCUUUCAGUUUCUCUUGUUGUAAUCUAGGAAUGGAAUAUAUUAUUAUUGUUAUUAUUAUGAGAUUUUUUGGGGAGAGAAAGAUGUAUAGUGAGGGUAUAGUUGUGCAUUUUCAAAACAUCUUCUCCUUUGCUUUUUGCCCUAAAUUCUCAUAGGAAUGAACAACACAGCCCCUCCUCUUAUAUAUAGUAGACAGCAUACUUUGUACAAUACUUGACCCUUCUUCUUCAACAGAUCUGUUUUUUUCUGUAUAAGCAAACAGAUUUAUUUUUGUA
Messenger RNA from Impatiens glandulifera, 4007 nucleotides. Its product is annotated as ubiquitin C-terminal hydrolase 12-like. The record is from RefSeq and is a predicted model, not a curated record. Lineage: Eukaryota; Viridiplantae; Streptophyta; Magnoliopsida; Ericales; Balsaminaceae. Gene Ontology annotation, biological process: protein deubiquitination; regulation of protein stability. Gene Ontology annotation, molecular function: protein binding; cysteine-type deubiquitinase activity; cysteine-type endopeptidase activity. The coding region runs from base 134 to 3472 and encodes 1112 amino acids. The transcript has 32 exons. Gene Ontology annotation, cellular component: nucleus; cytosol.